Mesorhabditis belari is the source of this 1749-nucleotide messenger RNA. NCBI's taxonomy places the organism in Eukaryota, Metazoa, Nematoda, Chromadorea, Rhabditida, Rhabditidae. The record is from the annotation of a GenBank genome assembly.
AUGAACAGUGAUAAUUCGUGUCUUCUUAUACGGCUGGAAAUUCAAAAAGGCUCAAAAAAGGUCGAUUUCCAAGAAGAGUCGGUAAACGAAGGAGAUAAAGAUUCAAGAAGUAACUCAUCUCGACGGGUAGUUAAUGAGAUGAAAAAACGUAGUCCACAGGCAUCUUCACAUGCAAGUGAUGCGCCUUUGGCACCACCUACCAUAAAAUCUUCUCAAGAGCAAUCCGGUGUCCGCUCUUCGCCGGUAAAUUUCAAAGGGAAACGAACCUACUCGGAGGUGGUUGUGGAAACAUUUGAAACCGAUGGAUUACACGAAAUGAGUCAGGAAACCAAAGAAUCUUCCAGGAGCAACAGCGAGCCACUAAAUAUUGAGAAGCUUUCCUACUAUUCUGGAAACCCGUUUGUCGAAAAAACGGAAGGAAUUUUGCAUUUCUUCAAAUACAAUGAUGAAUCUCUAAGCAAGGAAUCACAAUCGAGGAUGCUCUGUAUGUUGGCUGUAUCAAGUGAAAUAACGGCACGAGAAAUUGUUGCUUUUAUCAAACCCUCGAUUGCAUCUAUUGAAAAGAUGAGAAUUGUUCGUGAUUCCACACCCAAUCAAUACAUGAUUAUAUUGAGGUUUAAAACACAUCAUGAUUGCGUGAUCUUUUACGAAGAGUACAACGGGCAACAUUUCAACUCAAUGGAGCCGUACAAAUGCUCGCUGCUUUUUGUGGAUAAAAUUGAAACGGUUGAGGAAUACGAUAUGCGUGAACAAAAUGAAAAGUUGACAGAACUUCCUACUUGCGCGGUAUGUCUCGAAAGAAUGGACGAUGGUGUUCUGUCAAUUCUUUGCAAUCACACCUUUCAUGCAGAUUGUUUGCAAAAAUGGGCCGACACGACGUGUCCAGUUUGUCGUUACACACAGACUCCCGAACUUGUGGCUGAUCAACGAUGUAGUGAUUGCGGACAAUCGACGGACUUAUGGAUUUGUUUAAUUUGUGGGAAUAUUGGAUGCGGUCGAUAUGCAGAGGCUCAUGCGUACAGGCAUUUUGAAGCUACGUCGCAUACAUUUUGUCUUCAAGUCGGUGGUGAACGUGUUUGGGAUUAUGUUGGGGACAAUUAUGUUCAUCGACUAAUUCAAACGGACGACUCACAGAAAAUGGUCGAAUAUCAGCGUAAUGGAGCGUCGGACUUCGAGAAAGAUGGAAAGUUGGAUUCCUUAAAAAUCGAGUAUACCGUAUUGCUCACUUCUCAACUCGAGGCUCAACGGGAAUUUUUUGAGUCUCGAAUAGCAGAAGAACAACGGAAUCAUUCAAAUUUCGAGAAAAUGGCUAUAGCACAGAUGGACGACUUAGAAGAUCAAUUGAAGCGUGCAGUAACAGAAUGCAAUAAUCUUCGAGAUCAACUCACGCAAUGCCAAACUUCAAAAGCCUCGACUGAUAAAAAGCAACAGUCUACGCAAUCGAAAUUAAACAAGUUACAAUCCGAUUUGGAAGAAGAACGAUCUUUGAAUAAGGCAUUACGUGAUGAUCAUCACAAAUGGGUUUCCAAAAUUGUGGAUCUUGAAAAAGAAAAACAAGGAAGCUCAAAGGAGAUUGCUGAAUUGAAAGAUCAAAUCAACGACUUAUUGAUGCAUUUUGAAGCUCAAACGAAAAUCCAAAAGCAACUUGAAGACAAUACGAUAACAACACAGGAAAUCGAGGAAGGACAAUUGGGUGUAGCUGGAUCGACUAAAGAAUCUGGAUCUCGUCGAAGAGGAAAUCGUCAUAAG